Molecule: messenger RNA, 4695 nt
Organism: Oncorhynchus keta (chum salmon)
Lineage: Eukaryota; Metazoa; Chordata; Actinopteri; Salmoniformes; Salmonidae
Product: lysyl oxidase homolog 4-like
Exons: 15
Coding region: 326-2722 (798 amino acids)
Biological process (GO): peptidyl-lysine oxidation
Cellular component (GO): membrane
Molecular function (GO): copper ion binding; protein-lysine 6-oxidase activity
Source: RefSeq, a predicted model, not a curated record
AUUAAACAAUUGUGUGUGUGUGUGUGUCAGCAUUUCUGAGUGAGCAGGAAAAUUCUUAAAAAGAGAGAGAGAAGAAAUGUGGGAGGGAAUGAGGGAGGCAGGAGAAGAAAGAGAAAGAUUGACCAGAGACCUCAUCUAGCAGGCACACUUCCUUACUCAGUCACUCUCUCCUCUCCCGGUCUGGGACGUGUAGGACAGCUGUGUCUGUAGCUUUCUAUCAGGUGAGUCCAUCCUCCUUACUCAGUCACUCUCUCCUCUCCCGGUCUGGGACGUGUAGGACAGCUGUGUCUGUAGCUUUCUAUCAGACGACACUCCAUACACAGACAUGAUGCAUCGCAUCUUCCUCAUCUGCUUGAGUUCUCUGCUCCUCCUCCUCUUCCUCUCCUCCUCCGCGCGUUCGGAACCCCGCCGAUGGUCGUCAUCCUCACCACGCAGCAGGACCGCGCGCGCUCCGGUUUCCAAGGUGCGCCUGGCGGGAAACUUCGCCCAGGGACUGAACGAGGGUCGCGUGGAAGUGCUUCACAACAGCACGUGGGGGACGGUGUGUGACGACGAAGUGGAUAUCAAACUAGCCAAAGUCGUCUGCCGCGAGCUGGGCUUUCAGACCGGCAUCACGUGGGCGCACAGUGCCAAAUAUGGAGAGGGUGAUGGUCCUAUCUGGAUGGACAACGUGCGUUGUGACGGCACAGAGAAGACUGUGAAAGACUGUAAACAUAACGGCUGGGGUGUCAAUGAUUGCAAGCACUCUGAGGACCUUGGCGUGGUCUGCAGUCCGGAGCGACGACUGGACCAGGUCACGGGGUCACGUAAUGGUCAGUCAGUGGCCCUGCAUCCGGAUGUCAGCGUCUCGCCCCAGUGGCAAAGCAUCCUGGCCAGCCGCAGUAACUCCCGACAGGCCCAUCAUGGGAACGGACACCCUCCAGAGAGGCCCAGCCAGAGACAGCACCACUACAACCCGUAUUCCAGCAAGGUGCGUAUCCAGGAGGUGCGUCUGCGGCCCAUCCUGAUGCACACUAAGAAGCGGGCCCUGAUCACUGAGGGCGUGGUGGAAGUGAAGCAUGCUGGGAGAUGGAGGCAGGUGUGUGACCUGGGCUGGAACCUCAACAGCAGCAGAGUGGUGUGUGGAAUGCUGGGGUUCCCUGAGGCAGAACUACACAACGAAAGAACAUACAAGAAAAUCUGGGACACCAAGCUUGCUGAUCCAUCCACAAAGCUGAGCCUCAUGGCUAGUAAGAAAAGUUACUGGGUAGAGAAGGUUCACUGCCUGGGGUCAGAGACCAGCCUAUCAGAGUGUCACACUAAGCUGUCCAUCCCACUUAGCCCCUCCCCCUGUAAGAGUGGGAGACACGCUGUGGCGAGGUGUGUACUGGGACCACAGUUUACUCCGGUCAUUGAGAUGGCCCCAGGCUUAUUAUUCCUGUGGAGGUAUUUGAAGGAGGGGAUAGUUUUUUCACCAUUAGACCACCUGUGGGACCUCAACUCAGCCAGCGUGGUGUGCAGGGAGCUGGGCUUCGGAACUGCCAAGGAGGCCCUCACUGGAGCUCACAUGGGACAAGGUACUGGUCCUAUCCAUAUUAACAGUGUCCAGUGUUUGGGGACAGAGAAGUCUAUCCUAGAAUGUAACUUCCAGGAUGCCCCUCUAUGGACGUUCAAACACACCCAGGACGCCUCAGUACGCUGCAACGUCCCCAAGCUUGGCCUGGACAGCAUGGUGAGGUUGGCGGGAGGCAGGGAGCCAGGUGAGGGCCGUGUGGAGGUACUGAUGGAUGUAGGGGGUCGUAAGAGAUGGGGGUCAGUCUGCAGUGAGAACUGGGGGAUCAACGAAGCCAUGGUGGUCUGUCGACAGCUGGGUCUGGGAUUCGCAUCCCGAGCACACCAGGAGACAUGGUAUUGGGCUGGGGAUCCUAACGCAGCAGAGUUGGUGUUGAGUGGAACCCACUGUGUCGGAAAUGAGCUGUCAAUCCAACAGUGUCGCCGUAACAACCACAUCCACUGUCCCCGGGGUGGCGGAGCUAAGGCUGCAGGGGUCACCUGUUCAGAGACUGCCCCUGACCUGGUACUAGAUGCCCAACUGGUUCAGGAGACAGCCUACCUGGAGGACCGACCCCUACACCUGCUGACCUGUGCCAACGAGGAGAACUGUCUGUCGUCUUCCGCUGCCAGGAUGAACUGGCCCUAUGGACACCGCCGCCUGCUACGAUUCUCCUCCAGGAUCAUGAACAUGGGACGGGCUGACUUCAGACCUAGAGCUUCCAGGGAGUCUUGGACCUGGCAUGCGUGUCACAGGCACUACCACAGCAUUGAGGUGUUCACCCACUAUGACCUGCUGACUCUGAAUGGGACCAGGAUAGCAGAGGGACACAAGGCCAGCUUCUGUCUGGAGGAUACAUACUGCCCUGAAGGUCUGCAUAAGCGUUUCUCCUGCUACAACAUGGGCGAUCAGGGCAUCUCAGUGGGCUGCUGGGAUACGUACCGCCACGACAUCGACUGUCAGUGGAUCGACAUCACCGAUGUUAAGCCUGGAGACUACAUAUUCCAGGUGGAAGUCAACCCCUCAUUAGACAUGGCUGAGUCAGACUUCCAGAACAACGUAAUGAGAUGUCGAUGCAAAUACGACGGACACAGAGCGUACAUGUAUGGAUGUCACGCAGGUGAUGCGUACAGUGCAGAGAUUGAGGACCUGUUUGAUCACCAAAGGCAGAUCUCCAAUAACUUUGUCUAGGCCCAUCCAGGGCCCAGCGUUGGCCCAGGCUGGUGCCCAGCAAAGAGGGCUCAGAGCCGGGGCCAAAACUGCUCAGGGUGCCCUGGGGUCUGGACGUCUGGUGGGUCAUGGGACUCCUGCCCCACAACACUAGGGGACUCACAAAAUGGCACCUGUCCACUGCCCUUACCUGCUGUGGACUACACUACCCAGAAUAAACCACAACUUGGAGACCAUCACCCUGACUAUCGCUUUCGACCCCAACAGCCAAUAGAAACUGAGAGCAGGACAGAUGUCACCAGGGAAACCAAAUGAUUUCAGUUAACAAUGGAGGGUUACAAUGAUAUGGAUUCAAUCAACGUUUAGGUAUUUUGUUAGUUUAUGAAUGUGGACUACUAGUAACUUAGCUACUCAACAUUUCUAUGAAUUAAUUAAUUUCAAUUAAAGUUGAAAUUAUAAUUGUACAUCUAACAUACCAACCUGAUCAAAGAGCAUUUCGUAUGAUUAUGUAUGUAAAUCCCUGAUACUCCUUUUAGUAUGAUAUGUUACAUUUCGUAUGGUAUGUAUCAAUUUGAGGAUGUCCAUCACCCAUUUCAUAUUAUAUAAACAGGUGACGAAUUUACAAAACACAUGAUAUUUAAGGAAUUCUAGUAAAGUGGCAAGCUGGCUAAUGUUAGCUAGCUGGCUAACGUUAGCUAGGCUAGGGCUUAGGGUUAGGGGUAUGUUUAGGAGUUAGGUUAAAGGUUUAAGGUUAGGGUUAGGGGAAGGGUUAGCUAAAAGGCUUAAGGUUAGGGGAAGGGUUAGCUAAAAGGUUUAAGGUUAGGGUUAGGGGAAGGGUUAUCUAACAUGCUAAGUAGUAGCAAAGUAGCUAUAAGGUAGUAAGUAGUUAAAAAGUUGCUAAUUAGCUAAAAUAGUCAAGUUGACCGUGAUGAGAUUCAAACUCGCAAACUUUGGGUUGCUAGACGUUUGCGUUAAUUGCCUACUGAUCCACCCUGACCAACCACCCAUACGCCCAUACGCCCAUACGCCCAUACGCCCACCCCAACCAACCAUCCUACUUUCCUUUUUGCCUUAAGUAACCAUCUGUCUUAUGUAACCAUACCAAACGUAACAUAUCAUACUAAUUUGAAUGUCCCGGAUUUAGGUUUACUAUGUUACGUCUAGUCUAUGAAAACAGGCUGAAGAUAUGGAUGAUCCCGUAUGCCAAUGUCCCAGGAAAGGGGAAUGACUGAAAAGAGUUCUGCGUUAUCUGUUUGACUGAUGGUCUGUCUAGACAGUGUCUCCUACAAUAUCGGUGCUGUUUGAUCAAAUCUCAACCUUCCAGUAGACUUUAGCGGUCUGCAGUUUUUGGUCCAUAAACAGGGAUUAAAUAAAACCAAGAGUGUCCUUGAGUGGACCUCAAGGCCCGAGUUUGAAUACGUAGUUGGGUAUGAACGUUUAUCUUAGUUUUUACUAUUGAAUUAGUUGUUUAACUUUGUGCAGGUAUUGCCAAACUCUGAAAAUAAUUAUAAUAUACUGUAGCUACAGUAGAUCUGAUACAUCAAAACAAAUAUAGUUUAUUUAGUUAACAUUUCUCUCUUCUUCGGUUAUAAAAUUACUAUAACAUGAGGUCAAAUCAUUUUCAUGGGAUGAUGCACUUUAUCUAUUGAACUAAUAUCAGUAUUUAGAAUUUUGACCAAGUCCCCCGUCCAUAGUUUAAUAUGAUCAGUCAUAAAGUGCACGGUUACCAUAUUAGGACAGCCUAGUCCUUCUGUGACUGAGGCUGUCCUAAUAUGUACUCCGUAAUGUUUGCUUUUGUGACGUUAUCUCUUUAUACCGGCCAUGAAAAUGUUACUUUUGAUGCAGUUCACUGUCUGAUUUGCUGUAGUAACUGAAUUGCAAUGCCUUUGGUGCUCAUUUUGUCAUAACAUGUAAUGUAUCGUAUAUACUGCAGUUAAUUUAUUCAAGGCUACCAUUUGCAAUACUUUUUAUAUUGAUUAAACAUAUAAAACAAG